AUGAGCGGCGGUAGCCCGCAACAACCGGUUCUCCUGACUAUACAACUGCAGCUGUCCGUGAUUUCGCCAAACUCCGACACGGCCCAGAUAUCCGCCAACGCCUACGUGACCCGCAUCGAUGCCGACGACCAGCAGCUCCGGGGCGGGCGAUUCCCCGGUCGCCCCGCCGGUCAACCGAAGGGCUCACGCUCCCUCGUCGAUCCUAUUGCCCGAACAGCUCUCCGAUAUUCCAUGUCCGCGCGCGAAUAUGCGACACUCCACAACUAUGUAAUCUCGCGGUCAAGACUGCUCAAACGCGCCGCCCCUUCCGUCAGUACCGUUGAAAAAUUGAUCGAUGGGAACCGCGCUGCCGCGAGGAAAGAUGCCAAAGAGAGCAGAGCGGCCAGCGGAGGCGACGAUUACAAUGUGCGCGCCGUGCGACACGCCAUCCGCGUAUUUCUUGCGACCGGCUCCCUCAUGAAGCUCUACGCUGUUGUGUCCAAGAAGCUGAAGCGAACUGCAGAUGCUGAGGUAAAUUCGGGCAACAAGCAGCCCCCGAAACCCUCGCACCGCCGCGACGCUCACCUCGCCGCUUGCACCUGCUAUUGGCGCCUCGUUCGCCGGUCUGAUGCUUGGCAUCUACCCGGCGAAGCAGCUACGCGUAUCUAUUACACUUUUGCCAUUUUCCGGGCCCUCGAGUUUACCUGGAACAUGUGCGAGGAAGAGGGUCUGGUCUGGGGGCUCAAACCCGGUGGCAAGGGGAAGAAGGAGCGGCCGUGGUGGUUCGGCAGCUGGAUGCUCCAGCCCUUCGCCUUUGGACAGUUGCUUCACGCCGUCACCUUUGAUAGGGACUGCUUCCCAAUGCCUUUUGGCAACUUCAUCUUUGGAAAUUCGACUGCCUAUCUCCACGAUCGGCCCGCCGGAUUCCCCUCUCACAUCAAGUGGCCAGGCACCUACGAUGUUGUUGAUAGCCUGGCUCGCAUGGCGAAGCUGAACUGGCCACCCUUUCGCCCACCCCUCAUCACCUCCCUAGCCUGCGCGACUCUGCAUCCCGGUGACCCGUCGUGCCUACGCACAUAUCUCACCUUUUGGCUACGCUCCUUCCCGCCCUUAGCGCGCUUCUUCCUCUUCUUCUACUCCGUCCUCGCCUUCCCUCGUUUUGGCGCCCUCUACAACUCCCCUGUCCAGACCCUAAACCGCAUCCUCGCCCGUGCUCUCCGAUCCUCCACCUUCGUCACGGGUUCCAUUUCCACCGCCUGGGCCUCGAUCUGCGUCUUCCAGUCCUGGUUCCCCAAGUCCUUCCUCGCUACCCAGCGCUUCUUCCUGGGUGGUUUCCUCGCCGGUCUCUGGGCCUGGGUUGAGCGCCGCUCCGGCCGUGGUGUGUUCCUCUACUCCGCGAGGGCUAGCGUCGAUAGCCUCUGGAAGGUAGGCGUCAAACGUCGUUGGUGGAGAGGCAUGAAGGGCGGCGAUGUUUGGGUCUUUGUGCUCGCCCUCAUGGCUACUGGCGUUGUUUACGAGAGAGAUCGCAAGGCCAUCAAGGAAGGCAAUUGGAGAAAGGGCGUCUCCUGGGUAAGAGGCGAGGGCUUGAGGGAUUGGAGCGUCGAAGAAGAUGAGCUUGUUCAAGAAAAGGAUGCCGCCUGA
Parascedosporium putredinis is the source of this 1620-nucleotide messenger RNA. Lineage: Eukaryota; Fungi; Ascomycota; Sordariomycetes; Microascales; Microascaceae. The record is from the annotation of a GenBank genome assembly.